Molecule: messenger RNA, 2346 nt
Organism: Paramormyrops kingsleyae
Lineage: Eukaryota; Metazoa; Chordata; Actinopteri; Osteoglossiformes; Mormyridae
Gene: pbx2
Product: pre-B-cell leukemia homeobox 2
Biological process (GO): regulation of DNA-templated transcription
Cellular component (GO): nucleus
Molecular function (GO): DNA binding; DNA-binding transcription factor activity, RNA polymerase II-specific
Source: RefSeq, a predicted model, not a curated record
GUUUCUGCUACGGUCUGGCACUUUGCCCACUAUUAUAAGUUGGCGCAAGUUUGCAUUUUUAAAAACGGGCGAACGUAGGAGAGCCGCCUAUUGUUGUGUCGGCGCUCUGGCCUCCACACGAAAGCAGGCGGCAUUUAAAUGUCCCGUCUGUACUUAUCUUAAAUGCACUUCAUCUUCUUUAUAAAGUUAUUUUACCUACGUGCCUGAUACUGCUGCCUUAGCUAACUGGUUAGCCUCCUCGCAGCCAGAUCGCCGGUUUACCUGCUAGCCGGCUACCCCGCGCCGUUUUGUUGACAUUGAUUAGCUGUGUUACUUUCAGUGUGUCAAUGACGACGAGCGACAUUAUUUCGCUUUAAACCUGAAAAACAUGAACCAUAAAUCGAUGCUAGUUCAUUAGCUAAAGACAUGGCAGGUAUUCAUUUAACCAGAUAACCGCUUUGGCUGGCUAGUGGGGGGACUGUCGCGUUAGACCAAAGCAGCGUUCACGUCGGUCUCCUAGCAGCAGUUCGGUUAGCAAGUACAGCCCGCAUGCAGCCUGCAGGGCGACGGCAGCGCCGUGAGACCCAUCCGGGGGCCGCGGGGGCAUCGCUGGACACCGCUGGAUGUAACUGUGGAAAAAAACACGCCUUGAAUUGUCACCGAAUGAAACCGGCUUUGUUCAGUGUGUUAUGUGAGAUCAAAGAGAAAACUGGCCUAUCGAUGCGUAGCACUCAGGAGGAGGAGCCCCAGGAUCCACAACUCGUCCGAUUGGACAACAUGCUGCUGGCUGAAGGCGUGGCCGGACCAGAGAAAGGGGGCGGGGCAGCGGCUGCCGUUUCCGCCGCCACCAGUUCGGGGGGCAUGUCACCGGACAGCUCACUGGAGCAUUCGGACUACAAGAGCAAGCUCAGCCAGAUCCGCACCAUCUACCACACUGAGCUGGAGAAAUACGAGCAGGCUUUUCAUUUCUCACCAGAACGUCCCCGUGCCUCGCAGGCGUGCAGCGAGUUCACCACCCACGUGAUGAACCUGCUGCGGGAGCAGUCGCGCACGCGGCCCGUGUCGCCUCGCGAGAUCGAGCGCAUGGUGGCCAUCAUCCACCGCAAGUUCAGCUCCAUCCAGACGCAGCUGAAGCAGAGCACCUGCGAGGCCGUCAUGAUCCUGCGCUCCCGUUUCCUGGAUGCCAGACGAAAGCGGCGUAAUUUUAGCAAGCAGGCAACGGAGGUCCUGAAUGAGUAUUUUUACUCCCACCUUUCGAACCCCUACCCCAGCGAAGAAGCCAAGGAGGAGCUGGCCAAGCAGUGUGGCAUCACCAUGUCUCAGGUGUCUAACUGGUUUGGCAACAAGCGAAUCCGCUACAAGAAGAACAUCAGCAAGUUCCAGGAGGAGGCCAACCUGUACGCCAUGAAGACGGCCAUAGGGGCGACGCAGAGCGAGGAAUCUCCGCAGACUCCCAACUCUACUGGCUCAGGUUCCUUUUCUCUCUCUGGGUCAGCUGACCUGUUUUUGGGGGUUCCUCCAAUGAAUGGAGAGCAGACACCCUACCACAUGGGAGCUCAGGAUUCUGUGUCCCAGUCCCGCUUUUCCGAGAGACUCUACAGUCCCAGAGAGAGCCGGACUAACGGUAGCUGGCAGGAGCCCGGCUCCCCCCCCUCAGUCACGUCCCCCGGCAGUGACCACUCUGAGAACUCCAACUGAUGGCCCCACUCUUCAUGUCAGGGUCCCGCUGGGUACCUGGAAGGGGUGUGUCUGCGCUGAGGAAGGAGGGGAUGGAAUCAGGUCCCCACUCACCCUUUCUCCCAGCCAGCAUAUUUUAUUUUAUUAUUAUUUUUUCCCCCUAAGCGACGGUUAGUGUAGAUCAUUCUGUUCCUGUUGGUAUGUGCGUGUGUCAGGUGCGUGUAUGACUUUUAGUGCUGGGACUGUGGGGUUUUUACCACUGUAUCUAUUUUACCUACUUGUUACUGCCGUAUGAGAGCUGCGUGAGAGGGGGGGGGGGGAUUUGGGAAACUGCAUUAUCACUGCUAUUACUGCUAUGUUAUUACAACUAUUUUAACUUUUUUUUUUUUUUCCUAGCCCAGAUAUAGGUGAAAGUACAGUAUAAGGACGAGGUGGCAAUAGAUAAAUCCAAAGAUUGUUGUUGUUUGUGCUUGUUUCACCUUUUUUUUCUACUGAGCUUGUGUGUGUGUGUGUGUGUGUGUGUGUGUGUGUGCGCGCGUGUGUGUGUAUGUAUUAUGCGAAUGAGGUGGGUGUGACUUGUCUAUAUUUACGGUUUGAGUGAGUGUAUUACAACAGUGCUGUCUUUUCUGUACAGUGAAACACCUGUAUUCUCUACCUCUUUUGCAAUAAAGACUGUCUGUACACACUAAA